AUGUCUAAAGGCACAUACUAUGUCUGGUUCCCGUCCCCGAGAGAAAUAUUAACAGGGACGGAAGACUGUGAAAUAAAUCCAGGAGGCAAAUAUUGCUAUCAUAUCCCCAGCCAUACCAAACCGUAUAAUAGGAUAAAUCAUGGAGUGUAUGAGUGGCCUAGAACCCUAGGCAUAGAGUACAGAGACUACAGUUUACAGAAGCAAGGUUUCAUCCAGGGGGGAUUGAGGAUGCAAGAAACUGAAAGGAACGUGAGUUGGGAGGAUGUGAUAGACGGCAUACUGAAUCACAGUAUAGGAUCUAGUAAAAACAAAAAAAACAACAAAACAGACGACACGUAUGUGGGCAAGAUCGAGUCAAGAUUUUGGAAGAGUUUCGUCCAAAACGCCGGGAAAGGACCUUGUGAUAGAGCAGCCGAUUGUCAGAAACUGUUACCAUUCAUUGGUUGCGUAGUCUAUUGGUUAUGGGGACAAGAGGAACGACUGAUAAAGAGGGAGGCCAAGGCAGCUAAGGUCUGUGAGGAAGUGAAGAAAAGGAUGAUAGGAGGGAGUGACGGUGUAGAAAUAAUAGGCGAUCACCAGUGGUCAAGAAUACAAAGAGGCUCCAACAGCUGCCAAGGGAAAGACCAAUACAAGAAAUGUGCAGUAGAAGCCAUAAGCCUGGUUUUAACAGUAGCGAACUCACUGAAGCAACUGUGUCCGGGCUGUCCCCAAACAGGUCUCGAUAGUAUCCUAGGGGACAAGAUAAAAUACGGCAGCUUUCCGUGCUUUAGGUACAAGACCAUAGAAGGAGGAUAUGAAAUAUGUGAAGGAAUAGGAUCAUGUGACAACUCUGGAGAUGAGGAAGGCAGGAAUUGCUACUGUGAUCCAGCCCGUCAAGUCAGGAUCUCAAGGCAAACGACAGAUGACAGCCAAAGCGACCCUAUAAAGGGCCCCCAGAGCCCGGAGGCCCCCAAGGCAAAGCAAGACGAAACAGGUGAGAGCCGGGGGGGGGGACACGAAGCACCAGCCAAUCCAGACAAGCCAAGGCUACCAAUAGUGAAUCAUUCCACCACCGGCAACUUACCAGCAACACUAGGAGAGGGGACCCAGAACACGAAAGGGGAAAAGGGACAGGAAGAGGGAGAAGUGAUGAAUAUUUCCCAAAACAGCACGCCCGAUGAUUCAAGCACAGAACAGACAGAUCAAAGGGGCAACAGGGAACCAACAAUCACGAGAAAGGGGGAAUUAGGACACGCAUACACCCCGUUACCAGGCCCAGAACAAGGGGAAAAGCACAACCAGGUUAAUCCGAAUGUCCCCCAGGAAGUAGAGCAGAUCAGUAAUGAUCGUCAGGGGGGAUCCAUAACAGGCGGCGUAAUAGGGGGAGUAGUGGGACUUAUCAUGUUUCUGAUGAGUGGUUACGGACUUUAUCGUGUCUAUAGAAAACCAACAUUGAGCAGGAAGCAAAUUCCACCUCAGCGUCAGGACUACAAAAUAGCGUAUAUGAGACAAUGA
Messenger RNA from Plasmodium inui San Antonio 1, 1494 nucleotides. RefSeq lists its product as hypothetical. The coding region runs from base 1 to 1494 and encodes 497 amino acids. The record is from RefSeq and is a predicted model, not a curated record. NCBI's taxonomy places the organism in Eukaryota, Apicomplexa, Aconoidasida, Haemosporida, Plasmodiidae. The transcript has a single exon.